Messenger RNA from Priapulus caudatus, 498 nucleotides. RefSeq names its product signal peptide, CUB and EGF-like domain-containing protein 3. Gene Ontology annotation, cellular component: cell surface. NCBI's taxonomy places the organism in Eukaryota, Metazoa, Priapulida, Priapulimorpha, Priapulimorphida, Priapulidae. The transcript is spliced from 4 exons. Gene Ontology annotation, biological process: signal transduction. The coding region runs from base 1 to 498 and encodes 165 amino acids. The record is from RefSeq and is a predicted model, not a curated record.
AUGACGACCGUCGCAUACACGCUUAACCAGUACACCUACCGCAGCCGCAGACGAACGCAGUACACCUACCGCAGACGAACGCAUUACUGCGUUCGUCUGCGGUGUACUGCGUUCGUCUGCGUUCCCUGCACGCCCGGAACCUACUGGCUGCACAAAACCGAGUGUGCGUUCUGCCCCAUCGGAACCUACCAGCAGGAGUACAGCGCCGUAAGCUGUGUCGACUGUCCGGAUGGCUUCACGACGGAGACAGAGCAGUCGAAGAACGCCAGCCAGUGCAUCGAGAUGUGUGGACCGGGACUGUACUCUAACACGUCUCUGGUGCCGUGCGAUAAGUGUCCGGCCGGAACGUACGCCGACGGCGAGCAAAACACCGAGUGCGAACCGUGUCCCGCCGGCACGACGACCGAAUCCGCCGGGUCCGCGUCCGCCGCCGACUGCAAAGGUACGCGCGCAGACGCUCGGCGCGCGGUCACCUCCAUAGAAGGGUCACCUCCGUAG